Messenger RNA from Rosa chinensis, 1458 nucleotides. RefSeq lists its product as uncharacterized. The record is from RefSeq and is a predicted model, not a curated record. The coding region runs from base 243 to 1130 and encodes 295 amino acids. Gene Ontology annotation, cellular component: membrane. NCBI's taxonomy places the organism in Eukaryota, Viridiplantae, Streptophyta, Magnoliopsida, Rosales, Rosaceae. The transcript has 2 exons.
AUCCUUUUUGGCUUUAAGGAAAGUCAAGAGCACACCAAACACUUGAUGAAAGGUACUCUAAAAGUCCUUUUCUCCAGGGACCACUAGGCAUGCUGACCAUCUUUGCCAGAACAUAUCAUUAUAGAGAACCCCUUUAAUCCUAAACCUUCAAGUAGACUACUCAUAGAAAUCCAUGUUCAUCUGCAUUGUUUGGGAAACUGAAGUCUGGGUUAGUCGUGUUAGGUUUGUUAAGAAUUCACAAUAUGAGCUGGUUUUUCAUCUCGGUUUUCUUCGUCUUUCUUUUCUGCUCAUGUAGCAACUCUAGCACUACUGACCCUUUAGAUGUGUUUACUAGAGAUGUGGCCCUGAAAACUCUUGCGCAGCACCGGCCUCACACCGGUGCUGUAUACAGGGUUCUCCUCCCUGCUAACCUAUCCAGCAUGGAAGUGUUUGUUGAAGGGAUUCGAAGCAGGAGGCUGUGGAACAGAGGUGCUGAAAAGCUCGGCUGUUUUCAUAUCCCAUCAAGAACCAAGCCAAUGCCUCAUGUGAAGAGACUGGCUUUGGUGUAUCAAGACUUGGGGAAUCUGUCAUCUCAGUUCUACCGUCUUCCAGGUUACUCAUUUCUCACCUCUGUUGUUGGUUUUCUCGUUUAUGAUGCAACACAUACAAGUUUGAAAAGUGCUCAAAUUGUUGGUCUAAACACAAUGGGGAAGUCGAUAUUGAUUCAGUUCCCAAAUCUGACAUCGGAAGAACGGUUGAACUCCAAUGCAAAAUGCGCGUCAUUUGCUGCCAGUGGGACGGUUUACCUCAGUGACAUGAUAUAUCCUGGUAUAUGUAACACCACGGGUCAUGGUCAUUUUUCAAUUGUUGUUCCAGUGAAGAAAAAACCACUAAUCCUGCGGUAUUCAUGGGUAGUUGCGAUUGUCCUUGGAGUUCUUGCAGCUAUUUUGGGGUGUUAUCUUGGGAUGGUGUGUAUGAGACAUCGGAAGAGGAAGAAGUUUCAAGAUAUGGAAGAACAGGCUGACGACGAUUCAGUUCUUGAAAAUAGGUGGGUUCGUGGUAGCAAAAUGCCUUCUGGUGGAGUUACAAGAACUCAGCCAGUUUCUGAGAAUGGUUUCCAACACCUAGCUUCACCUGAUCACUUCAUCUGAAGAUAGAAUUAAAGCCAGUUCCGAGGUAGAUGGCAUGUAGCCAGAGGUGUACUAAAUAAAAAAGUGUGUUUUUGGUGGUUUACAUUGGACCGAAAGCCGAAAAAUAAUAUUGUAAAACUAACAGAAUGCGAUGUAUUAAACUCUUCAUAAGAGAUCAGCGUCAGUUUGAGAAUGAAGGAUAAACUGUUCAAUUAACUUUUGAUAUUAACAAAAGUAAUAGUUCUUAAUCAAAUUACAGCGUUUUAUAAACUUCAUUAACUUCGGCAUUGUGUAUGUAGAAUAAACUUUCAAAAUCUCUAAAGCUGGCAGACUGAAAGCUCAGAUUACU